GCAGCUGGACCCCUCUCAAGGAUCCUGGUCGGGUUAUACACUGUGGAGGACAGGCCAGCUGACUGAGGGGCUGGAGGAGGGGCAGACAGACAGGCCCGCUGCCGGAGGAGCUGCUGCUCCACACAGACCGACAGACAGCCAACGCGACCGCAGUGAACCUGCGACGCAAGCCGCCGCUGCUGCUGAGUCUCCGGCAGCGACCAGCCGUGGGUCUGUUCUGGAGCUAAGCUAGCUUAGCUGACUAGCUACCUUUGUUGUGUGGGGGGCAACAAACGGAGCUGCUGCUGAUUCAGGACUGCAGAAUUCAAUGAGUACAUGUGAUUAAUUGUUAAAAAAAGUUGCAUUUUUAAAAAUGUCUAUAUUACCGUUCACUCCUCCAAUCGUGAAGAGGCUUCUCGGCUGGAAGAAGGGCGAGCAGAACGGGCAGGAGGAGAAGUGGUGCGAAAAGGCUGUGAAAAGUCUGGUGAAGAAGUUGAAGAAGACGGGACAGUUGGACGAGUUGGAAAAGGCCAUCACAACACAGAAUGUCAACACGAAAUGUUUAACCAUCCCCAGGUCUUUAGAUGGGCGUCUCCAGGUCUCCCACAGAAAAGGUCUUCCUCAUGUGAUCUACUGUCGCUUGUGGCGCUGGCCAGACCUUCAGUCCCACCAUGAGCUGAGGGCUGUGGACCACUGUGAAUUUGCCUUCCACACAAAGAAGGAUGAGGUCUGCGUCAACCCAUACCACUACCAAAGGGUGGAGACUCCAAUUUUGCCUCCUGUCCUGGUACCAAGACACACAGAUAUACCUGCAGAGUUUCCACCUUUGGAUGACUACAGCCCAUCCAUCCCUGAGAACACCAAUUUUCCUGCUGGCAUUGAGCCCCAGAGUAACUAUAUUCCUGAAACUCCCCCUCCAGGAUAUCUCAGUGAAGAUGGCGAGACAAGUGAUCCCCAGCACAACCAAAGCAUGGACACAAGUUCACCCAGCCUGUCGCCCAAUCCUGUGUCCCCUGCAAACAGCAAUCUUGACUUACAACCUGUGACGUACUGCGAGUCUGCUUUCUGGUGCUCCAUCUCCUACUAUGAGUUAAACCAACGUGUAGGAGAGACCUUCCAUGCCUCACAGCCCUCCCUCACAGUAGAUGGAUUCACAGACCCCUCCAACUCUGAACGCUUCUGUCUAGGCUUGCUGUCCAACGUCAACCGCAACUCAGCGGUAGAGCUCACACGCAGACACAUAGGACGGGGUGUGAGGUUGUACUACAUUGGCGGAGAGGUGUUUGCAGAGUGUCUCAGUGAUAGCGCCAUCUUUGUCCAGAGUCCCAACUGCAACCAGCGCUACGGCUGGCAUCCUGCCACUGUCUGCAAAAUACCCCCAGGCUGCAACCUGAAGAUCUUUAAUAACCAGGAGUUUGCUGCUCUUCUCGCUCAGUCGGUCAACCAGGGCUUUGAGGCUGUUUACCAACUCACCAGGAUGUGCACCAUUCGCAUGAGUUUUGUUAAGGGUUGGGGAGCUGAGUACAGGCGUCAGACAGUGACCAGCACCCCCUGCUGGAUAGAGCUACAUCUCAACGGCCCUUUGCAGUGGCUGGACAAGGUCCUCACACAGAUGGGUUCUCCCAGUAUCCACUGCUCCAGUGUGUCAUAGAAGAUGCUCAUGCUUUUUAAAGGAGCCCUCCUACACUCUGACGCUCUUAUUCACAAACCAAAUAGGACAACUCGGGCGUCUCUCUGUGAUGAUAAGGAAAAAGACACCAUUCAUGCUGUUGUGAUCCUCCUCCCCUGCUGUCAAACAAUUCACCUCACAUCUGUAGCACUUUCCUUAGUUCCAUUUAGUGUCUCUAUUUGAUGGUUAUUUAGGACUUGUACAUUGUUUCAUGUGUUCAACAGGCAGCCACAGGAUAUUGGUAAUAGGUUUAACCAAAUGUGUUCAUGAUUCAUUCAGUCAUCACGUCAAUGUUCAGUGUUGGUUUUUUUUUUGUAAAAAAAAAAAUUGAAAUUUGAAAGUUGAAAUUAUGGUAGUUCUAGCUACAUCAUCAAUUUAAACAUUUCAAAACAAUUUUGAUUCUAUGAAUUAGCUAAAACUAUGACAAAAUUGUCAUUACUGGUGUUUCAGUGUCCCAGUACCACUUUGUAAUCAAUGAAUAAGCGAGCUUAUUUAUCAAUUGAACCAUAAAUUAACAUGUCAUUCUGAGUAGUGAUUAUAUAGAAUAUAUUUAAUAAUUUAAGUACAAGGUACUUUGCCCAUGUUGAUUUAGCUGCAUUAAUGGAAUCAUGAUUAUCUCAUUGAUCUUGUAAUUGGUAUUUUAUCUAUUUUAAACUAAAUCUAGACAUUAGAACCAUUGUUUCUUGAGAAGAACCCUUGUAUGAAAACUAUUUUGCUCAGUGAAAGAGACAUUUUAUAAGUUAUUUUUGCAUACUGUCUUGCAUGGGAAUAUAUUUUUUUUAUUGCCUCAAUUUGAUUGUACAUAAAUAUUUAUAGCCUGUGAUUUCUUGUAGUCAUUUUGCUUGAAACAUUGGACCUGACUGACCUCUGGCAUGAGUAUACUCACAAUGAACUUCUGCUUUAAUGACCCCAAACUUAGCCAGUUGAAAUGCAGGCUGUUAAUUGUGGG
Notolabrus celidotus (New Zealand spotty) is the source of this 2597-nucleotide messenger RNA. RefSeq names its product SMAD family member 3b (gene smad3b). Lineage: Eukaryota; Metazoa; Chordata; Actinopteri; Labriformes; Labridae. The transcript has 10 exons. The record is from RefSeq and is a predicted model, not a curated record. Gene Ontology annotation, cellular component: heteromeric SMAD protein complex. Bases 353 to 1630 code for a protein of 425 amino acids. Gene Ontology annotation, biological process: cell differentiation; regulation of transcription by RNA polymerase II; SMAD protein signal transduction. Gene Ontology annotation, molecular function: DNA-binding transcription factor activity, RNA polymerase II-specific; RNA polymerase II cis-regulatory region sequence-specific DNA binding; I-SMAD binding.